Chara braunii is the source of this 1287-nucleotide messenger RNA. Lineage: Eukaryota; Viridiplantae; Streptophyta; Charophyceae; Charales; Characeae. The record is from the annotation of a GenBank genome assembly.
AUGCGGAUCCCCUCGCUGUUGAUUCGUGGUCUGCGGUCUUCUGCACUUCGCGACGGGCGGAUCCUCGGUACCGUUUACGGCGAUGGCGUCGGAGGGGAUGGACAUGCGUCAUGCGCGAUCGAAGGCGGAGAGGACUGCGGUGGCAGCGGCCGUGAGCGCCGUCCUCUUCCGGUGCCAGUUGGAGAGGGGCGAGGGAAGGAUGAGAGCGGCCAUUCGCGCGCGGCGGAAACAGACACUGCAGUCGCCGUUUCUGGGGGGCGACGACAGCGCUGCUAUGUGCGACGUCGUGCUGCAGGUGUGCUACGCCAUGGGGUGUGGAGCGUUCCCCAGAGCGACGCCCAGAUGGUGGAUAAAGCGACGUACAGGCGGCACUUGGGAGGAUCUCCGGCUAUGCGACGACGCGACGGCGGACUACUUCAGGGAGAAGCUACGAAUGUCGCCACGUGUAUUCCGAGAGAUAACGGAAGCUCUGUCUCCCUUCCUUGAGCGACAUGUCACUUUCUACACGGAGCCCCUCCAGCCAGACCAGAUUGUCGCCUACGCUUUGUACAGGUGGGCGUCGGGGGAGACAUACGAGAGCGGGACAUGCAGCUUUGGCAUUGGCAGAUCUUCCGGGUUGGUGGCGGUGCGGGAUGUGACUGCGGCGUUGCUCAGUGCGUUCCCUGACAAGAUCUCGUGGCCGACGGGUCUGCAGAAGGCGGUCGUCUUGCGCGCUUUCGCUUACAAGGGUUUCCCCAACUGCCAUGGGUGCAUCAACUGCACCCACAUCUUCAUCGACAAGCCUGCGAAUUGCCCCGGUGAGGACUACUACGAUAGGAAACGACGUUUCUCCGUGCAGGCACAGGUCGUCGUGGAUUUGAACUUGCGCGUGCUGGAUGUGUUCGUCGGUUACCCGGGAAGCUGCCACGACGCCAGGAUCCAGAAGACGACGAGGGGUGCAGUGGAGAGGGCUUUUGGCAGACUGAAGGGGAUGUGGAGGUUGUUCCUUCGAUCCCACAAGACGAACAUGGAGACGUUGCCGCAGCAGUUCGUCGCCGUCUGCAUUCUCAACAACAUCCUCAUCGACGCGGGCAUCCUGUUCGACGAUAAUCUGCUCUGGGAGGUCGGGCCGGAUGGUGUUCGUCGCAGGGUGGAUCUUGGGAUGGAUCGUCCCGUGAGGCAGAUGUGCAUGGAGUCCUCCACAGGGGAUGCCCUCAUUCUACGUGACGCACUGGCUGAGCGAAUGGCGGCACAGUGAAGACGCCGAGGCGAGCGGAGGGAUCGGCCUUGAUGGCGUGGCUGACGCGA